GAGGCGAGGCGGCAGGGCGCCCCUGGCGGCAUAGCUCCCUCUGCUGCGCGGAGGGUCGGCAAAACUUGGGUCCGGGGAUCGGGAGCGGCGGGGGAGAUCGAGGCAAUGCCGUGGAUCCGGGAGAUCCAACUGCUCUCUUAAAGCCGAGGUCCCACGGACAUUUCGUCCGGCGCUGGUAACUUUUCAUACCAAGUGGGCCGCAAAAGUACUUGGGCACGAACCCCGGACCGGGUGGUGGGUGACGAAGCUAUAAUUGGACACACACACACACACACAGCCCUCAUGCUGCCUUCCCAAAGAAGGAGGCAUGAGGCUCUGGCAGGAUCCUAGAGCCCUCCUACUUCCUUCCCCAAGCUGGGAAAAUGCGAACUAGGCUUUGGGAAGAUGGGCACGUCCUUCCCAAUGCGCAGAGCCUGGCUUACCUGGUUUUGGGAAGGCAGUGCAAGGGCUGGGGCAAGGCAUCAGAUGUUGCUGAAGGCCACCAAAACAUUGAGGACUGCUGGACCCCCCCUGAUCUAGACGCUUGUCCUGCUUUGGUGAAUGUGCAAGGUCUGCAGUUCACAAGUCACAGUUCCCGUCCCCACUCUUGGAAUCAUUGAAUUAUAGAGUUGGAAGGGAUCCUGAGGAUCAUCUAGGCCAACCCCUUGCGAUGCAGGAAUAGGCAGCUGUCCCAUGUGGGGAUUGAACCUGCAACCUUAGCAUUAUCAGCACCACACUCUAACCAAGCUAUCCAGGCUCUGAAUAUGGCCUACCUUAAAAACCAUGGCCCUUUAGGAUACUGUACUCUGCUGGGGGAGGGGGAAUACUCCUUGAACUGCUUUCUUCUCACUUUGCUACAAACUGCCCUGAGAUUUGUGGUUGUAGAUUUAUAGGUAUGUUUCUGCUCUACCCCACGCUCUGUUUCUUUCAAAUUUGAUUGAAACUGUCAAGCCCAAGGGGUGCUGAGGCUUAUCGGCUGUCAAAGGUAACUUUGGUUUGGUUUGGUUUUUUAUGUUCCUAUGGCAGCAGUGCAAGAUGGGAAGUUCAGAAUGUAUAAAAUCUGUUCUCAAGUGUCUGCAACCUCUGAAAAAAGGGGCACUUAGGAAAGGACACCCCUUCUUCCAGGUGUGCUCUUAUACUAAAGCCUCAUACUUUAGUGGUGGAACACAUGCCAUGCAUGCAGACGGUCUCAGGUUCAAUCCAGUACUCAAAAAUUGCCAGGCACGUUUUGCACAUGGCUAUUGGCCACCUGCAACCAACUGAAGGUGCCCGGGUGCCAGGAUGUCGCCUGACAUCUCUACCAUCUGGAGUUGCAUGCCUGGGGAUCCUUGGAUCCUGACUGUUUGCACACACUAGCAACACAUCCUGUAGAAUUCUACCUGCUAUAUUUUUUAUCUGCACAAACAGAAUGAAUUUCAGGAACCAAAAAGUCUCAUUGAAAAGUGAGACUUUCAAGCUGUCUGCCCCCAAAAUGGCAACUAGGCAUUCCAUUUGGUGACUGUAACCCUGGUUUAAGGAGCACCUAGAUUAUAUAUUUGAGUUUCUAACACUGGUUCAGUUCUUCCCUAGCAUCACCAGUUAAAACCAGUACUCGGCUAUUUGGAUGGAUAGUCUAAUGCAGGCGUCGGCAACGUUUUCCGGCUGUGGGCCGGAGCAUUCCCACGGACUAUCGUCCAUGGGCCGGACAUGCGCAGAAGCGAUUUCUGGCGCACUGCCCAUGUCCGGGGGGCCGGAAACGGCUUCUGCGCAUGUCCGCAGCGCCGGAAAUCACUUCUGCAGCUGCGCAGGCGCGAUUUACAGUGUUGGCGCAGGCGCCAUUUCCGGCACCGCUCGGCAAGUAGCCGUGCCGCACUGUGCCAGUUUAGCGCAGCAGGCGGGGGACUUGCCAAGCGGGCGGCUCGGUGCCUGGUGACUGGGCGGCUCGUGGGCUGUAUACGGCCUAUGGGCCGGAGGUUGCCGAUGUAUGGUCUAAUGUGCCAUAAGGUUACUUCUUGUGUCCAUCCAUGUAUUUUUCACAGGCCCCUUGUUCAGAAUAGUAUUGCGCUGACUUGGUCGCCUGUGGUGAGCAGGAGUUUUCUGCAGGCGACCAGACACGGAAGUUUUUUCAUGGUCUUAUUCUCAACAAUGCAGGAGCAGAAUCCAACAUUGUGAGAAAUCUUAGGGUCACAGGAAGCUUCCUCCUAUAGAGCCAGACCCAGGGUCCAUCUAGCUUAAUAUUGUCUACACUUAGUGGCAGCAACUGUCUAGGGUUCAAAGCAGGACUGCUGCCCUGCUCUGUCUGGAGAUGCCUGGGAUUGACCCAGGACACUUUUGCAUGCUAAAAGUGUACCACUGAACGUUACCAGACUCCAUGCAUCUAUGGUUAAAGUAAUUAUCUGGAACCGCCAUCGGACGUGACACUGACAAGAAAACUUCACCCUCUGCAUUGUGGUAGAUUUCCCCAUGCAUUAUUUCCUGUCACCUCCCUAUUGGGAGAACUGAUCCUUGGGAUCUAAGGAAGCCUUGCACAGUUGGGCCAGACCUUUUAUUUAGUAAGACCAGCUGAGAUAGUGCAAAAUAAAGAGCCAGCCUUUGAGUUGUUCAGGGCUCUUGGACAGGCUUGAUGUUGGAACACAGCCAUGGGGUUGGGGGAAGAGAAAAGCUGCCUUGAUUCUUAAGCCACAAAAACCUGCAUUUGAUCAGAUUCCACUGGGCUCCAUCUCAAGUGCAGCGCAGGAGGAGAGAUUGGUCUUGCAAUGCAGUUCUUGCCUGUCUGCUCACUACUCUCCCUGAGUUCAGUGGUUCUUGCUCCCAUGCCUAAUAGGAUUGCAGGCAGCGCAGGCAUGCACCAGCUUGCUCUGAUAAUUGAAUGAGCUCUCCUGGGUGCUGCGUAGGUUUCAGGCUGCGCUUAGCAACACGGGGACAAAGACAAGCCGGGGUUGUGUAGUGAUUAGAAUGUCAGGCAGGCUAGGACCUGCGAGAAUGGGGUUCAAAUCCACACUCAGACAUGAAGCUCACUGGGCGACUUUGGCGCAGGCACUGUCUCUCAGCCUAACCUACCUCGCAGGGUUGUUGUAGUGGCAGGGGAUGGGGUUGGAAAAGAACCAAGUAGGCCAUCUUGAACUCAUCGGAGGAAAGGUGGGGUAAUUUGCACAGAAGGCACUUUGGUAGCCAGUCCUCAAUGUUUUAAAAUGCCUUCAGCGAGGUGGGCAUGAAACACGCUGGACUAGUAACUUGGGAAGAUCAGUAUCCUCUGCAGUGGCUGGCAAUGGCUCUCCAGGAUUGCAAGCAAGAGCUUUCUCCAGCCUUAUCAGGAGACGCCAGGGAUUGAAGCUGGGACCUUCCGCAUGCAAGGCAUGUGCUCUGCCCCUGAGCUACGGGGAAGAAAUCAGGGGGCUCCAGGAGUCUGCAGUUGAGGGGUGAGCCUCAGCAGGUUCCCCGUCAUGCUGCCCCUGCCGAAAAGCAAACUACUUUUUGGCUGCAAGAAUGAAAUGUUUCCCCCCUUCUUAAUCCUGCGGCUCAGAAGUUUGGGAAUGACAUUCCUCUCGACACAACCGAGCCCCCAUUACCCAGGCCUCCCCAGUCACAGAAAAUCAGUAUCUCUCUUUGCAGAAUUACUCUUGGCUUAAUUUGCUCAGAAACAUUCUGUUAGUUGGCCUCCAACCAACAAAUAUUUGUUUUUUAUUUUUGUCCCUUUCGGGCAGCGCAAGCCUGGGAAACCUCCUCUCUCAGUGCUGCCUUAGUGCAUUCAGCCAGCCGGAGCCGUGACGCUUAGGGAAUUGUGCAAAUACUGUGGCGGAAUUUCUUCUUCUUCAUUUCAAAGAAACGCUCUUCUUGCAUUAGCGGGUGGAGAGGUGGGCGGAUGGGAAUGGAGGACAAGUUGCAGAAGCAGGAAGCCAGCGUAUGCCUGCCCGGCUGAUAGAUAACUUGCGAGAAGACCGCUUUGCAUCUCCCUGUUAAGUUUCUCGGAGGCAGAAUCUGUUCCCCCCCUGCAUGCUUUCUCACCGCAUUUUGUGUGUGGGUGCUUUUGCCCAUUGCUGCUCCGCCGACUGUUUGUUGCAAACCAAUAUAGCCGGUGAUGUCAUGAGCGGCAUGUGGACUGGAGCUCUCGCUGCUUAGGCAACCGCUCCUGCGGAAGGGAAAACAGGAGGAGAUGCUGGGAGUCUUCCUUGGCUUGGAAGGCAUUGCUCGCCUCUGCUGCAUUUCCUGCGUUAAGGCCCCCCCUCUCCGCCCCCUUUGCAGUUUAUUUCAAGUUUAUUAAUUUUUCCAGUGCUCUAUAGCAGAAGCCUCACGGUCGGGGAAGGAGCGACGCCGCAGCUACGACUGGCUCACAGUUGUUAGGAGGGUGUCGGAAGGAUGCGGAAAGGAUGGUGAUAACAAAGUUUAGGAAGCGAGUCGGGUGAAGCGAAGCUGCAGGAAUUGGGCCUGUGAUUCCGGCGCAAGAUGGCAAGGACCAGCCACAGCAGCUAUGUCCUCCAGCAGCUCAACAACCAAAGAGAGUGGGGUUUCCUCUGCGACUGCUGCAUUGCGAUUGACGACAUCUACUUCCAGGCGCACAAAGCCGUCCUUGCCGCCUGCAGCUCUUAUUUCAGGAUGUUUUUCAUGAGCCAGCAGCACAGCACGGCACAGCUGAACCUCAGCAACAUGAAGAUCACGGCUGAGUGCUUUGAUCUCAUUUUGCAGUUCAUGUACCUGGGGAAAAUCGCCACGGCCCCCAAUAACUUUGAGCAGUUCAAGGUGGCCAUGAACUCACUGCAGCUGUACAAUGUGCCAGAAUGUCUGGAAGAUAUACAGGACACAAACUCCUCGGGUCUGGGGUGCUCCUCUUCCGCUUCCAGCACCCAAAAUAGCAAAAUGGUCUUUGGCGUGCGGAUGUACGAAGAGACGCUGGCCCGAAGCGGGAGCGAAACGAGCAGGUGCGUCGCUGAGCCGCCAAGUUCAACGGUGAGCACAUCCCAGAGCAGGGAGGUCAGCGACGAAGCUCUGCAGCUCAGCAGCUUAUCCGAGCAGCCGUUGGAGAUCUGCAAAGGGAGUGCUGCGCGCAAGGCCAAAGACCGAGUGUCCAUAUCGCGCCGCUUUGGGAGGAGCUUCACCUGCGACGGCUGCGGCUUCAGUUUCAGCUGCGAGCGGCUGCUGGACGAGCACAUCAUGUCCUGCACAAACAGGCACUCCUAUCAGAACGCCAGGUAUUACGGGGCCGAUAAGAAAGACGGUGGCGAGAGAGACCCCGCCCUUAAAACCCCGUCACCCCAGCUAGACAAAUUCAAAGCAGAGGCAAGCCAAGCGACAGAUGGGUCAUCCUCCCCAGCGUCGAAUGUAACUAGCGGGAAAGGCAGUACCGUUUCAUUGGAGGCACUGGGCAAACAGCGGAGCCGAGCCAUGGAGAGGAAAAGGAUCAUUGUCAAGGUGGAGCCAGAGGACAACCCCAUUGACGACAUGAAAGAGUUUAACAUUAUUAAGGUGACGGACGGCAACGAUUCCACUGACAAUGACGAACUGGAUGAUGACGACCCGGUUUACAGGUACUACAUUGAGGAAGAGGUCAGUGAAAACAGGCGUGUUAGGAAAGCUUUCUUAAAACCUCACAUGCCUAUCGAUGAGGAGGCCAGGAAAUAUUUUAGAAGCGCCAGGGUCCUUAGCAGUAAAGUCAGUGCCGUCGAGGAGGGCCCGGAAAACGCGUCCUGUGAACUGUGCGGGCAGACAAUCACCGAGGAAGACCUCUCUUCUCAUUACUUGUCCAAGCACAUAGAAAACAUAUGUGCAUGUGGGAAAUGUGGCCAGAUAUUGGUGAAAGGGCGCCAGUUGCAGGAUCAUGCGCAGUCCUGCGGGGAGCCCCAAGACUUGACCACCAACGGCUUAAGGAACAUGGAGGAGAAAAUUGACUUGGAAGAAAGCCCCGAGGAGCAGUCUGAAAUCCAGGAGAUGAUGUACGUGGAGAUGCUGGACGAGUUCGGAGACGGCCAUUUCCAGAUGAACAGUCUUCCAAAGAAACAGCUCUACAGGGAUUCAGCCUGCCCUUUCCGGUGCCCUAAUUGCGGCUUGCGUUUCGAGACGGAGAAUUUGGUGGUUGAGCACAUGUCCAGCUGCCUGGAUCAAGAUCUGUUCAAGAAUGCCAUGAUGGAAGAGAAUGAAAGAGACCACCGGCGCAAGCAUUUCUGCAAUCUUUGUGGGAAGGGCUUUUAUCAGCGUUGCCACUUACGGGAACACUACACGGUGCAUACCAAGGAAAAGCAGUUUGCUUGCCAGACGUGUGGCAAGCAGUUCCUAAGAGAGCGCCAGUUGCGCCUUCACAACGACAUGCACAAGGGUAUGGCCAGGUAUGUCUGUUCCAUUUGUGACCAAGGAAACUUCCGGAAGCACGAUCAUGUCCGGCACAUGAUAUCCCACCUGUCAGCUGGAGAGACAAUAUGCCAGGUCUGCUUUCAGAUUUUCCCAAAUAACGAACAACUCGAGCAGCACAUGGAUGUUCACCUCUAUACAUGUGGCGUAUGUGGUGCCAAAUUUAAUCUGAGGAAAGAUAUGAGAUCUCACUAUAAUGCCAAACAUUUGAAAAGAACAUGAAUGCAUAAUUACGCUUACUGGCAAGAACUAAAACAAAAACAAGUGGAACACCAAAGCAUAGCAAACAAUCAUACAUUUUUUAAAAAAUUAAAUGGCCUGUUUUGAAAUGUUCUGGUUUUGUUUGUUUGUUUAAAAGAACCUUUAAAUCAUGUGCUGCUUCAUUUAGGCUGCAAUCCUAGGCUCACUUACCUGGAAAUAAGCCCCAGUGAGCUUAUUGGGACUUUCUUCUAAGUAAAUAGUUAUGGAAUUGCGCUGUUAGGGUAUUAAAGUUCAUAAAAAGCACCAAAUGUUUAAUUACUGCAUUUUUACUCUUGCCUCAUGUUAAGUUCUGUUUCUGUGUUUCCACCCUGCUUUCUUAAGUAGAUGAAUCAAAUCAUUAUUUUUAAACUCUAGACUUCAAAAGCUCACUGUAGUAUUACCUGAUUCACCGGCUUCUAUUAAACAGCUUCUCAGUUCCAUCC
This is a messenger RNA of Zootoca vivipara (common lizard), 6980 nucleotides long. The record is from RefSeq and is a predicted model, not a curated record. Lineage: Eukaryota; Metazoa; Chordata; Lepidosauria; Squamata; Lacertidae.